CAGCGCCACCCUGUGAGUCUGGUUAGAAAAAUCAGUCUGAGUGCAUUACAUUAUUAAAAAAUAUAACAAGCAUGUGGGACCCUGAUAGUGAUUGACAUUCACUAUGUGUCUCAUUACCUGACUUUCGCUCGGUGGAUGACACUGACAGCCAGGUCCAGCUGCACCAGACCCACGGUCAGAGAGAGAGAGCGCACACCACUGGGUGCUUUCGCCUCCGCUAAACCAUUCAAAGCGAGGAAACUGUGACCCCGCAGGGGAGGUGGGAUGUAGCACCAGAAAUGCCUCCCAGCUAACGGUGUUUGAUGGAGAAAAAGCUGCUUCGAUACAGACAAGCGGUCCAGCCUGGUGACCGUAUGCUACUGCUUCUGUUGUAGCUAGCAGGCAAUUUGCUGGUCAGCUGCCAGCUAACUUUAGCCUUGUGUGUUUCCUCGCCCGGGCCUCUUGUUUCGGCUUCUUGUUAACGGUUCCUACGCUUCGGGAAAUUCAAGGGCCAUGGAUUUCCCAGGUCACUUUGAUCAGAUCUUCCAGCAGCUCAACUAUCAGCGUGUCCACGGUCAGCUGUGCGACUGUGUCAUCGUGGUGGGCAGCAGACACUUUAAGGCCCACCGCUCUGUGCUGGCAGCCUGCAGCACCCACUUCAGAGCCCUGUUUACAGUGGCAGAGGGAGAUGCAAGCAUGAACAUGAUCCAGCUGGACAGCGAGGUGGUGACAGCUGAAGCUUUCGCUGCUCUGGUGGACAUGAUGUACACCUCAACGCUGAUGUUGGGGGAGAGUAACGUCAUGGAUAUCCUGCUUGCAGCCUCACAUCUGCACCUCAACAAUGUAGUAAAGGCCUGCAAACACUACCUGACCACACGUACCCUUCCCAUGUCCCCCACACCCGACAGAACCGCCCAUCACCACCCUCAGCAGGAGCAGCAGAGGCACAGGCAGCAGCAGCAGCAGCAGCAGCAGGUAGCAGAUUUAGCAGCUAAUGCUAACCUCGCAAACACUGCCACGUCAAAGUUGCAGCGCUCUUUCCUCCUGCAGCAGCUUGGGCUGAGCUUAGUAAGCUCUGCUUUGGGUGGGAUGGAGGAGGACAGAGUUGGAAAUGGAGUUGGAAAUGGAGUUGGAAAUGGAGUUGGAAAUGGAGUUGGAAAUGGAGUUGGCAAUAGAGUGGGCGAACAGAGGGCCUCCUUCCCAAUCCGACGCUUCCACAAACGCAAGCCCCCCAUGGCCCUGGGCCUGUCAGAGGAGAGGCCCAGGCAGAGGCAGCGUCCCUCUGGGCCUAACCUGGGGAUGUUAGGAGAAGAAGGGAUGAACGCAGAGCGAGAAGAAGGAGGGCUUCUCUCCCCGGACUCCCACAAGAUGGGGGAUGAAUCCAAAUUGGAUGGGGCAAUGACCGGGCUAGUAGGGGUGUCCCAAGAUGAUCCACAAAUGCCCAGCCAGUCGGACAGUGGACAUUGUGAGGGGGAGGACUUGGGGAAAAUGCAGGGAGGGGUGAGGAAGGAGGAGGACAUGGAAGAGCAGGAGCACCAGGUCAACAGAGCAGGGGUGAAGAUCAAAUCAGGGACCGAGGAAGAACGGGAACAGAAGGUGGUGGUUAAACAGGAACCGCUAAGUUCGCCCGAGCCGACUGAUGAAACGAGCGACGUGCCGUCCCAGGCUGAGCCCGGCGGCCAGGAGGAGAAGGCGGAGCUGAGCCCAGAGAGCAGCGACCGCAGCUUCAUCUCUGAACCCCUCACCAGCUCCGACUCUCUGCUCCUGAAGAGCAGAAUGGGAGGGGGCAGCGGAGUGGGAGGAGAUUUUGGGUGUAGUAGUGGACUGGGUGGAAAAACUGGUUUUAGUAUUUCGAGCUUCCUCAGCCCUAACGUUUUUGGAAGUGUCGGGUCGGGGUUGGUUUCUAGAGAGGAUGACCUCCCCAACACAACUACUGGCGAUUCAGUAGCACAUCACUUCCUGCUCAGACAGGAUGCAGCUGGGCCAUCUAGCUCCGCCUCUUCCUCCCUUCUGAUGGGCGGUCCACUCGGGGGCGAAAGUCGCAACGGUUUUGGAGACAACCUCCAAGCAGAUUCUCUGUUCCUCCGUCCCCUGCAUGAUGGGUUAGGGAACCCCAGAGGAAGUGCCGGUGGGGGGCGUGGAGGGGUGGAUCCGUUUGGCCUGGACUUCCAGCGCUCUAGUCUUGGGCUUCACUCCCUGGGGCCACCGUCCCGAGGAGCGGGGGGGGCUUGUACCACUGCGCUUAAUUAUCCAGGUUACAGACGCAUCGCUCCGAAAAUGUCGAGCAGCAUGGGAGGAGAAGAAGGUGGUGUUCUCCAGGAUGCUGCCUCUUCCUCCUCCAGCCUGGCAAGUCCUCUGCUUUUAAAUGAGGGCGGGGGAUAUGAGAUGAAUAAUGGCAGACCCGCCACCCUCCUCCCUCAGCUGACCCGAGCUUCAGCAGACGUCCUGUCCAAGUGCAAGAAGGCUCUGUCGGAGCAUAACGUCUUGGUGGUCGAGGGAGCGCGGAAAUACGCCUGUAAGAUCUGCUGCAAAACCUUCCUCACCCUGACAGACUGCAAGAAACACAUCCGUGUGCACACAGGAGAGAAACCCUACGCAUGUCUCAAGUGUGGGAAGCGCUUCAGCCAGUCCUCCCAUCUAUACAAGCACUGCAAGACCACCUGUCUGCGCUGGCAGAACAGUAACAUGUCCAAUGGCCUGCUGUAGGACUGAGGACGCUGCAUUCAAUCGGAGCCAGGCGAUAGGAUUAAAUACAUUUGGAAUCUAUAAUUGGCCAACUUUUAAGACUCCAUAAUGUUGAGAUUUUUCUGACCGCAAGAAAGGAGAAACCCACAUUACGUUCAAGUUCUUGUAAACACGUAUAGACUGUAGAAAGAUAAGAGGGAGAUGCAAAGGGGCAACAUUUAUCACCGUGAUUGCCUCAUAGAAAACAUAGAUGAGGAAUUGACUCCCCUGUAAUCAUCAGUGUUUCAUGAGGAGUGUCAGUACAUGCAGCCCAUGACAUUUAUAUUUAUGUUUUGAUUAGUGUAUUAUCCCCUGAACUAAGAAUCGUAUCUACAUUUGGAGCCGGUCUCUUUGACUGAGUUCACCAUGUUGCACUGCCAUGUUAGUAGACACGCUAAGAACGGUCAAACCAAAGUUUUUCGUUAACUGACCGAAAACAUUGAAUCUACUUUGUUGUUAAACAAGAUAGUUUUAUUUAAUGAAGAGAGGAAAUUUGAUGUGAUUGACAUUAUCGAUCAGGACGGUAGAAACCCAAAAGAACAGUUUAUCAAUAGCUGAGAAAUGAUGUUUGUGCAUACUCAACCACCAUGUAGUGUCAACGGUUUGACCUCUGUAGUGGCCUUUCAGUCCAAGCGCCUUUGAAUCUCAAUCAUCAUAAGUCUGGCUGAGCUCAGUUAAAGUUGAGAAUACGUCAGCGUCCACAUAAGUCUGAGUUUUGGCAGAAUGGAAAUAAUUGAAUUGCUCUGUUAAACCAAUUGCAUUUUUUCUUUUUGAGGAACAAUGAGGAAGUGAAAUGUCCACUCACCAUCUUGGCAUUUGAGGCAGUAAGCAAAUCCGCCCUUACUGGUCUUUGCACCUUAUUUUGUGUUAUGAUGUGCAGGAGUUGCACUUUUGUCGACAUUUUAAAUGGUUUAAAAUCUGGCAUUCACUGACUGGGAAUGACCACAAAAGUUCUGGCUGUGGUAAGUUUACUGACCGUCCUCACAUCAGACCAGGUUCCAUGGACGCUGUUGUUUUGUGUUUGCAGUAUUUGUGUUUAUAAAAAGGGUAAUGAAGUAGUGCUGAGAGGCAGAGCCGUCUGAUGAAAACUGUUAACGGUUUGCUGAGGUUCAGCUCGUGUUGAAAGGGCUUUAGAAAUGUAAAUAUUGCACUUUGUAUGGGUUUCAUCAUUUUCCUCUUGAGGGGAGACAAGAAAUGUCUGAAGAUUUCAAUAUUGUGUUUAAGUUUGCUACUGUACUAUAUACGUGCUCUGUACAUGUGUCUUUUUACAUCUAAUGUUGCAUCUGUACAAAAGCACUUGGACAAUUCAUUAUUUUCUUAAAACUAAUAUGUUAACUUGAAUGUGUAUUUAUGUGAAAACGGAGCUGUAUGGAGACUGUCCGACUCUACCAGCCCUAAUGGGCGUGUUCCUCUUUAUACUACCAUUAGGAUAUGAAAUGCAAAGUUCAGAAACUAACUUUAAAUGGUCCUCUGUUCAUUGUUUCAAGUUAAUUUCGGGAGGUAUAGCUGUUUUUUGUAUGUAGCUGUAUUUUAAUGUCAACUUAAUAAAUGAUGGUUUAGCGUGAGAUUGAAAAAGAGUACAUCGAUGCUGAAAGUAAUCUAAACGUGCAUCUCAUAAAUUAUAAAAUCCAUUGGCCUUUUUUUAGACUUGUUUUGCUUGCUGUAUGUGUAGAGUGUAGGUGACGUAUGUGUGUCGCCUACCCUGUCAUUGCUUACAUUUGCUAGUCAGCAUCUUAUCUUACUGUAGAGUCAAUACACUGUUAGCCCGUACAAAAGGACAAUUCUAUUUGACAUUCAUGAGAUCACCUUGACAUUUCACUUCAGAGAUGAAUUGCCUUAAAUGAUGUUUCACACUGUAAACGCAAGCUGACCAUUCACCCUGUAAAUGUUGACAUGAAACAAAGUCCUUGUAGCUUGGAAACAGAAUUUAAAAGAAUCCCUGAAGGUUAAAUCUCUUGUCUUUUUAUCUGUGUUCACUCCUGCAUUCUGUAAGGAGGGAUGUGCUGUGAGUCGUAAGGGGUGAAGGAAAGAUGUAGGCCACCAAAAUGACUUCCACGCAGUUGCCAGUUAAGGGUUAUUGUGGUGCUGUCUUCUUUAGCUGCUGCAUAAACAGUAAAAGGGACUACUGUAUUAAAAUGUUAAAAUACAUAAAAGGCCUACAUUGUUAAUGAACGUCACUGCCUUAUGCCCUCUAGCUUGAAAAGCUGGGCUUUUGUUGAUAUGCCAAAUCUGAUGUAUUUCUGUGUGUUUUUCUCAAUGUAACCAUGAGAGGAUUAAAUGUGUCUCUUUACUGUUGAACGCUAUGAAGAAUGUACAGUUCAGUUGUUGUAUAGACUGAAUAAAAAAACAAUGAAAUUC
Gymnodraco acuticeps is the source of this 5061-nucleotide messenger RNA. Its product is annotated as zinc finger and BTB domain-containing protein 5. Gene Ontology annotation, biological process: regulation of transcription by RNA polymerase II. The record is from RefSeq and is a predicted model, not a curated record. Bases 493 to 2685 code for a protein of 730 amino acids. The transcript has 4 exons. Gene Ontology annotation, cellular component: nucleus. Gene Ontology annotation, molecular function: DNA-binding transcription factor activity, RNA polymerase II-specific; RNA polymerase II cis-regulatory region sequence-specific DNA binding; protein binding. NCBI's taxonomy places the organism in Eukaryota, Metazoa, Chordata, Actinopteri, Perciformes, Bathydraconidae.